AUGGCUCCAAAGCUCGCUGCAGGCAAAGAAAAGCUCAUCGACGAAGAGACGAGUCUUGCACUAGCCGGCGUACAAGAGAUCUUCGUCAUCUGUCGGUCCCAUGCUGAGCAGGUCAAGGCGCUAUCAGGUGCGCUGUGUCUGGAUCCUGUCCGGGACCCGUCCCAGCUGAUAGAUGCGGGCAGGGACUCGAAAUGGUCGCGUCCAGGUUCGGGGAUCAAGAUCGUGCCCAUUAUGACUGCGAAGGAGACGUUCUCAGCCGGAGACGCCAUGCGCGAUGUAUACACCCGCGGACUGGUGACGAGCGAUUUUGUCCUGGUCAUGGGCGACCUUGUGAGCAAUAUCCGGAUCGACGAGGUGGUUCGCGUGCACAAGGAGCGGCGGAAGACGAACAAGGACGCGAUUAUGACUAUGGUCGUGAAGGAGAGCGGGGUUUCACAUCGGACGAGAACGACCGGCGACUCGUCCGUAUUCGUGCUCGACGCCCAUACGUCUGAGUGUCUGCACUACCAACCGGUCGAUGCCCAUCCUGCGACUAGAUUCGCGACGAUACCCCGAGAGGUUCUGGAGUCUCAUCCAGAGAUCGAGCUGCGUAAUGACCUCAUAGAUUGCUCGAUCGACAUAUGUUCCGUGGAGGUUCCAUCUCUAUUCCAAGACAAUUUCGACUACGAAGAUAUCAGACGCGAUUUCGUGCAUGGGGUUCUCACGUCCGAUCUUCUUAUGAAGAACAUCUACUGCUAUGUGGCUGAAGACGGAUAUGCUGCCCGGGUCAAAGACACCAAAAGCUAUGAUGCCAUCAGCAAAGAUAUUCUUUCGCGAUGGACCUUCCCUCUGGUACCGGACGAUAAUCACCCCGGCGGGCACGUGUACCAACACAGCCGAGGCAACAAAUAUUUUCCCGCAGACAACUCCGUGACGCUCGCACGAUCAUCCAAAAUCGGUAACAAUACGCUUAUUGGCGCGGCGACCAGAGUCCACGACAAUGUGGAAAUCACAGGCUCUGUAAUCGGUCGCAACUGUGUGAUUGGCGCUGGCUCAGUGAUCGAGGGCGCAUACAUCUUCGACGGGACAGUCAUCGGAGCCAAUUGUUACAUCAAGCGUAGUAUCGUCGGAGCGGGUGUGACGAUCAAGGAUAAAACGCGCAUCGAAAAGGGGUGUCUGGUCGGCGACGGCGUUGUCGUUGGGCCACUAGCAAGCCUCGACUCUUUCGAGCGAUUGUCAAAAAGGCGCGAGCAGGGCGAAACCUAUGCCAGUGACGAUGAGGACUCUGACUUGGAAGAUGUCGAAAACAAUCAGGAUGCCGAAAUCGUUGCUGCAUUGGGAAAGGACUCGAAUGCUCUCAACCAGAGGACGAGGCGAUUGGGCGAUGACGGCUCGGAGCUGGAGUAUUCCGACGACGGAUCGGACGACGACGACGACAGCUCGGAUGAAUCUGACUCUGAUGAAGAGCUGAACUAUUCUGGGUCUGAGAUCGAGGUUGAGGUUCCUGGGGCUUCAAAUCUCAUGCAAGACAAGGAGUUCACGAUGGAAGUCAACCAAUCACUGGAGCGGGCGUUCGCAGAGGGACACUCUGUCGACAAUGCCGCCGUCGAGCUGAAGACACUGCGUAUGGCGAGUAAUGUCCCGCUCUCGAGAGUUCGCGAGGCCGUCAUAGCUGCCAUUGUGGAAGCCAUCCCUGUCGUCGAAGGCGCUGCUGCCCAACGAAGAGAGAUCUCCCGUGUCAUCUCCCGGUGGGGACCGCUUAUCAACAAGAUUGGUGGCAUAGAUGCCGUAGAGGCCAUCGGCGCGUUGCAAGGUCAUUGCUCUACUUCGACGCGGCUACCGAUGUUUGGUCAUAUCUUGGCUGACUUGUACCAAAUCGAUGUCGUGGACGAAGACCACAUCCUAGCAUGGCAUGCCCUGGUCACAUCCAAAGGUCUCGACUCUGAACCGAAUGCCGAGAACGUGAAGCGAUGCUGGAUCGCUGGGGGACAUCUUCUCAAGCAACUGCAAGAGCAAGAGAGCGACGAAGAGGACGAAGACGGGGAAGACAAGGAAGAGGACGAAGGCAAAGCAUCUAUCAGCAGUGCUAAAGAAGGGUCUGGCAGCAGCGAGGAUGAAUCUUCGAGCGCCGCAGAAGGAAGCGAGAGUGGCGAAGAAGAGAGUGAGAGUGGAGAGGAGGGAAGCAGCGAUUCCGAAGAAGGCAGCGGUGACGAAGAAAGUGACGAAGAAAGCAGCCAUGUCGCAGCAACACCUCCAGCGUCAGCGCCAGCGCUAACGCCAAAAGCAGAUGCGCAGGGAACAUCUGUCCAGAUCUCUGGCGAAAGCAAAAACAUCGAGGAGAGCAAAACCAGCGGACCAAGUAAAAUCCCCGGCGAAAAUGAAACCACAACAGCAAGUAAGAGCGCCGGUGAGAGUAAACCCGCUGGAAUCAAUGCAGAGAGCACUAGUGGUGAGGAAGAUGGCGAAGAGGAUACCAGCGACAGUGAAGGAGAGAGUGGCAGUAGUGAAAACGAGAGCGGCAGCGGCGAAGACAAGAGUGGUAGCGGCGAGGAGGAAAGCAGUAGCGGUGAAGAUUCUGGGGAAGAUGGCGCUGAAGCCCACCCAGUCGUCAAAAAGCCCUAGACACAUAAUAUGAAUACAGUUUACUGAUGGAUCCAGGCCUCCGGCCACUGAGGUAUAUGUCGCUCCGGAGAGUGCAACUAGGACCCAGAUUGACUAAUUCCCCCUCUGCGCUAUCGAGUAGAAGCGGAGCAUGAGUGCUUAGACGCUUCGGAUAAAGGAUAAAGUCGGGCGAAGUCCGUGAAAUUCUCGAAAAAGAGAUAGGGCAAAGCGCUCGAUCUCAAGCGCAAACGUACCCGCAGUGUCGAAACCAGAUAUGGAUAGCGGGUACUCAAAACAGACCAGAAAAGCACCUCAAGCCGUCUCAGAUGAUAAAACACAGCUAGUUUGCGAGAGGAAAAGCCCCUGAUCGGCCCCGAAAUGGAGUCGAUCUGUCAAAGGCGGUGGAGGGACCUCAACGCAAGUGACUGGGGGCCUGUGUGUCCCAUGCGCAACACGCGGUCGGUGUUUCAAUACUUGAGGAUGAUGUGAUCGCCGCAGAAUCAUAUGGUACCCGGUCUAUGAAAAUCAGCUUGCCUAGGCAUGCCUCCGACCCAGUAACACCGAGGGGUCUGACGUAUGGGUUGCGCAUGGGUACUUGGUAUCCCAUAAGCGCCCAGACGAUGGGCAUAAGCAGAUUUGCGCCAGACCCUGGGAUAGCGUGAGAUGCAUCACGCGAAUGAAAUGCGCGAAAGCACUGCAAUUGGCGGAUUGGCGAAUUCGAGAGGCGUUCGAGAAUCACGCACGCAAGGGUUGGAAGCAGGAGCGCAAGAAGGACCUUGCAGACGUCCGAGGAUGCGAGAGCCCAGAAACGCGCUAAAGUCGGCCAGGGACAAGAGGACCCUACCGCAGUGAAGCUUGUGUUGAGAAUCGGUUCAGAAAGUCGAGCUAAGCGAGACACUUUUGGUCAUUUCACGUUAUGUAUGUGUGCCGGGCCGGUGAUCGCGCCAUCUGAGCGCAUGGGUGUUGCCGGAUAAUUUCCACUGGACCGGGUCUGCAUUCAUUCUGCAGAGGGCACGAGGUCCCAGCGUGCGGUGAUAUGCAGUCUGGAGCAGACCAAGUGUGAGAGUCAUGCUGCUGCGGGGGCUUUGAGGAGUUGACGUUGAGACGUGAGGCAGGGAUGACGCACUUGUGACAGGCUGUGCCUUGCUGUGCCCAUGACGCAAGUGCCGAUCCGCGCUCCACAUGAUUACUAUAAGAGACUAUAAGAGUGCGCAGUCUGGCCAUUUCCAGCAUCUGACGACCCUCACGUCUACAACAUCCCACUAACAUGGCAUUCACCGCUUCUGACAUCUGCAAGAUCAUCCUUGCCGUUAUCCUCCCUCCCCUUGGUGUCUUCUUCGAACGAGGCUGUGGAGCUGACCUGCUCAUCAACAUUCUGCUGACCGUCCUUGGAUACAUCCCUGGCAUCAUCCACGCCCUGUACAUUAUCCUCAAAUAUUGAGGUAGUCGAAAACAGACUCUUGAGCAACGAUACCCGCGUGUACCCUAGUUCCACUUAAUUCCAUUGCAAUCUGGCUGUAAACUUGAACACAUUCAAUUCGAAUCAGGUCAAAUUCGC
Messenger RNA from Mycena citricolor, 4138 nucleotides. The record is from the annotation of a GenBank genome assembly. Lineage: Eukaryota; Fungi; Basidiomycota; Agaricomycetes; Agaricales; Mycenaceae.